This is a messenger RNA of Diachasmimorpha longicaudata, 5589 nucleotides long. Its product is annotated as disintegrin and metalloproteinase domain-containing protein 10-like. Bases 592 to 3897 code for a protein of 1101 amino acids. The record is from RefSeq and is a predicted model, not a curated record. NCBI's taxonomy places the organism in Eukaryota, Metazoa, Arthropoda, Insecta, Hymenoptera, Braconidae. Gene Ontology annotation, cellular component: plasma membrane. Gene Ontology annotation, molecular function: metalloendopeptidase activity. Gene Ontology annotation, biological process: membrane protein ectodomain proteolysis; Notch signaling pathway. The transcript has 12 exons.
GAUGGAGGGAGUCGUUGUCCUCGGAUGAGUCUCGUUCACCAUUUCCACCACCCGUUCACCUAUCCCCCCCUCUGUCCUCACCCCUCUCAGUCCGUUAACCAACAAAACAGAAACAUCGGUGAAACAGAAGUGAAGUAGACGAAGGCUCGACGAGACGCGUUCCACUGAACACCUCUCUCAGCGUCUACUCCAUUGUUUGUUUUUAUUAAUUCAUCCUCGAGUGAUUAACCGGACCAGUGUUUCCACUCGUGCUCCUUGUGUUACACAUGGAGUCCUCCACGUGACGACAGAUAUCCCCAGUGGGGACAAAGAGUUCAAUGAAAUUAAAUUUAAUGGUAAUCCAGUGAUGACGAAAGACACGUUGGGUGGAAUUAAACUCUAGGACGAGAGAGUGGAAGUAUUAAGGACAGUAACAAUAGCCUCGUCGGUGGGUGCCUCAAACAGAGUGAUGCGACUGAUCAACGAUGUGACACGUAUGGGCCUGGACCUGCCUGAAAUCUUGUGGUGCAACUGGACAUUAGGAUCUGGGGGCACUAGACACUCGUGAUACGCCACUGAACGAGGUUUGCGGGGCCCCGGGGACUUAUCGCGAUGUACGCAGUCCCAACGAGUCAAUGGGCCCUCGCGAUCCUCUUUGUCGUAUUGAUAGACGCGUGGCCGCUGCAUCCCCUACCGCCGCACGAAGGCAUUGUCAAACGAACAUAUAUUGGGCAUUAUGGGCCCGCUUGGUACGAUCCUAGGGUCCUCAGGGAGCACAGGGGGAGGGUCCGGAGAGCCGCCGAUGGGGAGAGGGAACAGGCCCUUGUGCUCAGCCUUCAUGCCCUUGAUAGAAAAUUUACAAUGCACCUCAUACGAGACACCAGGAUUUUCGCAAAAGACGCUGUGUUCGAGGGCACCGAUGGGCCAAUUCCCUUCGACACUCUACACUCCUACGUUGGCACGAUCGAAGAGGAUGAGAACGCUGUGGUGGAGGGAAUCGUUACCGCUGACGGUCUCUUCGACGGUUCGGUAUCAACCCAACUCGAGGAGUACUAUUUCGAGCCGACGAGUAGGUACUUGUCGAGAAGUUUGGCUAAUCGAGUGGAAGAAGACGAAGAGAUCGAUACAUCACCAGCUUAUCACACGAUAGCGUAUCGAGCCUCGGACGUCGUCAAUCCCAAGUCCUCAAAGCGCUGUGCGAGUCAAAGCUUGCAUCUCGGAAAUAUGAGCUUGAGCAAUUUGAGGGAAGAUCAGCAGGAAGUGCGCGGGAAUGAUUAUGGGGACUCGUUCGAGCCGUAUUUCGAGCAACUACAGGACCACAGAAUCAGAAAUUAUGGGGGCUAUUACUCGAGAGAAGGAAAAAAGAGCAGUUACACAGCGCUGACAAUCGACAGAAAUCGAAUAACCAGACACCUCCACAAACGAGCGACAGUCGAUCCCCGAAAGACCACCUGCAUGCUCUAUCUCCAAGCGGAUCAUCAAUUUUUCUCGCGCUACGCCACCGAGGAGGCUUGCAUCGAAGUCAUGACGAGGCACGUUCAACGAGUCAACUCAAUCUACAAACACACUGACUUCAAUCAAGACGGCAGACCCGAUAAUAUAAGUUUCAUGAUAAAACGCGUCAAAGUGCACAACGCCGAAGCACUCAAGGACCCCAACUAUCGCUUCCCAGGGAAUUACGGGGUUGAAAAGUUUCUGGAACUUUUCUCAGAGGAAGACUACGAUGCCUUUUGCUUGGCGUACAUGUUUACCUAUCGGGAUUUUGAAAUGGGGACUUUGGGACUCGCAUGGACUGGCGAUUUGAAAAAUGCUGGUGGCGUUUGCGAGAAGAAUGGGCAUUAUCGUGGGAGUAUGAAAUCCCUGAACACAGGUAUCGUAACGCUACUGAACUAUGGAAAGCACGUGCCACCUGCUGUUUCCCAUGUGACACUGGCGCACGAGAUUGGCCAUAAUUUUGGAUCACCACACGACCCUGAGCAGUGUACACCCGGUGGUGAAGACGGAAACUUUAUAAUGUUUGCACGUGCCACGAGUGGAGAUAAACGCAACAAUAAUCGCUUCAGUCCGUGCAGUUUGAACGCCAUAAAUCCGGUAUUGAACACCAAAGCAAGAUCGCCGAAGGGCUGCUUUACGGAGCCACAGGCAUCGCUUUGUGGAAAUGGAGUUGUUGAGGAUGGAGAGGAAUGCGAUUGUGGAUGGGAGGAGGAUUGCAGGGAUACCUGUUGUUUUCCACAGAGGAGAUAUCCACCUGCUGAGGGAAAACCCUGUACACUCACCCCCAGGGCCACGUGCAGUCCCAGUCAGGGACCUUGCUGUACAAAUGAGUGCAAACUCAGGUUUGGGGACAAGUGCAGGGAGGACAAUGGAUGCAGAGACGCUAGCUUCUGCGAUGGCAGAACUCCACACUGUCCUCCAUCCAUCAAUAAACCCAAUAAGACUAUUUGUAAUGAGGAGUUUGUGUGCUUCAUGGGGGAAUGCACCGGAAGUAUUUGCUUGGCCUUCGGUCUAGAAUCUUGUCAGUGCAUACCAGGUCCCAACGAUCCAGCCACAAAAGCAUGCGAGUUGUGCUGUCGUCUGCCUGGUGAAAAUCAACCGUGCCUCUCGUCGUUCGACUGGAAUUCACCUCCGUACGAUAUACCGGAUAAAUUUGCCAAGCCCGGUACACCUUGCAAUGAUUAUAAUGGCUACUGCGACGUAUUUCAGAAAUGCAGGGAAGUUGAUCCCAGCGGACCACUGGCAACUCUACGUAAAUUGUUACUCUCAGAUGAGAGUCUUGCCACGUUUAGACGAUGGGUCGCUGAGCACUGGUAUGCCGUUGCUCUACUUAUUCUGGGGACCAUAUCACUUCUCAUGGCGAGCAUCCGUUACCUGGGCAAACGUCCGGAUCAGAAACUCAAGUCAGUGACGAUAAUUCACAGUUCGACAACGGAAACAGUGAGACUGCCGCCUGAAGGUACCGAGGGUGUGACAGUUCACCCACCAGUGGUGCGCGCUAAACUUCCAUUAAGUAGAAAAGUACGUGAGAAACGUCACCACGUCAAGCAGCACGCUGGUAGAAACGAUAAGACAGUGAAGAGUGUCCAUCCCAAUGGUAAUAAGAAAGUGAGUAAAAAGAAUAUGCUUCAGAAGAAGAAGAAGAAGAAGAAAAAACGAGUGGCGCCGAUAUUUAUCGAGGAGGCGGGUCGCAAGGUCUUGGUGGAGCAGUCACCACUUCACAGUGGACCAGCAAUAGGAUCCCCUGAAGCUACUGUUCCAGUGACAGAGACAGCUGAUGAAGGAGGACCCAAGAUUGUCACCAAACAGGUGAAAAAUAUGAAAAAACGAAAGAGCAAGGAAGUCAUUGACUAUUCACAGGCUCAAGCUGAUAAGGUUGAUAAGGUUGACAAUGUUGUGGUGGCUGAUAAUGCCGAUCCAAAGAGCAAAGUGAGAUCCUGGCUACUGGCCUCAUCCUCCCAUUGCCGAGUGGAACCACUGACAAAAAGUAAGUCAACACCUGCCGGCCUAACUAAUGGUUUGACCAGUGGAAAUCGUCUCCCUGCCAUCGCCAAACCCAGGAGACGAGUCGAACAGGCCAAUCGCACCACUGCCGCCUUCGCCAGGGACACCAAGAAUGAUCGGGUACGUCUUCAAAUAGUCUACAAACCGCCAUUCAAAUUCUCUGUUAGACUGAGAAAAGCUGAAAAAAUUGGACAAUCGAGUAAUCAACGUGUUCAUAGUCGUAAUCCACCGAGGACAGCUGUACUUGUGAGAACUUCUAAUAAGAAGGAGAAAUUUAGGAUAGGGAGCAAGCAGGGGAGUUGUGGGGGCAAUAACGGUGUGCCAAUGGAGUCUUCCAAUGCUGCCAAUUCUGAUAUUCAUACUGUGCCCUCCGAUCUUGAGGUGCUACUUUCUGAAAGUGAAUUUCUCUUUUCUGAGUGAUUUUUCGAUUUGGGAGGAAGGGGGGGGGGAUAACUAGGGGAAAAUUUUGGGUAUUUUGGGUAUUUCGGGGGAUGUUUCAGUCGUUUAGGGGAGGAGGAGGAAGAGUAGUCAUUUACUCUGGGAGAUGGGGCUGAGGAGGGCUUGAGGAAAGGUAAAAAAAAAUACUGGAGGUGUGAAAAAUAUUCUACCGAAUUCUUCCUGAAGUUUCCUGCGGAAUGUUCGGGGAAUUCUGCGGAUUUUUUCGCACGAGAGUGAAGAUAUGUGCUUUCUUUUCAUCUUUUUCCAUAAGAAGAAUUUUUUUCGUGUGGUAGAACGAUUCGAGUCGACUCCAGUACUUCCUGGAGAAGUAAAGGAUCCACAUCGUGUUUAAUUUCUUUUAACAAUUUCAUAGACUUCGAACAUUCGGCAUUUAAUUUCGAAACUAAUACUUUACGAGAUAAUGAAAAAUACGAUAAAGCAAUUGUUAUAGCAUGUGUUGAAGACAUCUCGUAAACAUUCCGAUAACUAAUGAAAAAUUCUUAACAUUUGUUAAAUUAAAAAUUGGCUCCUUUGCUUCUCCUGCAAUGGCCAAUGAUCUGAAAAAAAAUGUAUACUAGUCUAUCUCCUCGACUCGAUCCGCGGAGAAUGUCCGCCCCCCGUUUUAUUACACGUACGUAAUUACCAAUUAACCGACGGUGCAAUGGCCGUGAUACUCACCGUAUAACAUACAUUAACUGUGAUUACCUCAAUGUUAUUAAUCAUUUUAAUUGCAACUCUAUUCCAAGGCGAGUCUUUCGUCUUCCGAUAAACUCAGUACAUCCUCCCAGACGAGUGAGUCUGUGGAUUUUGUUGAAUUUAACUCUUUAGAUUGAUCGUAGGGUAGUUAAGGGGAGUCUGUUGUGAGUUUUGAAAAUCCGAGACUGUUGUAAUGGGUUUGAAACUCUACUUUUCAAGUGAAAUAAUUCGUGAAAAAAAUAUUACUUUUCAUUUGCCCUGUAGAUGAUUAAAUUAUUAACAAUAGCUCACCAGGUAAUUUAUUUUCUCUAGAAGUUCAACAAUUCUUCGAAAAACAAAAAGCCUUUUACAGCCCAUUAAUUUCCCAAUCUCCCCACAACAGUCUGCGAUUUAAAAAACUCAGAACAACCCUCCCCCCCUCAAAUGAAUUAAGUAAGCGAAAUGAAGUGUUAAUUAUUGUGAUAUGUGCCAACGCCAGAUGUAAUAAAUACUGUAACUACUCAACGCACUGCCGAGGUGACCGAGAUUCCGCCACAACUCUGGUGUGCAAAAUUGCUUUGAUACGCUUUCCACUCCAUGCUGUGUAGCCGAACAGCAGGAAUAAUCGAUAAUCGGGGAAUUGCACUAGUUAAUGACAUUGCUAGUUCCAUUAUAUCAAUUAAAAUCGUCUAUUAUGUAAAUAUUGACUAAACAAAAGAAAAAAAAGUAACGCAUCGUGUGCAAUAAACUUAGGAACUGAAUUGUUUUUACACGUGUGAAAAAACUGUACAUAGAACUGCUUCCUACAUCAAAAGUGUUUUCGUCCAAACUUCAUGAUCCGAGAGAUAAACAAUAACUACCAACAAAAUGCAGAUUAUAUAUUACUACAUACAACAAUAUACAUAUGUAAAAGAAUUGUUUGGCUGUAUUUUUGCACGGGCUUUGUAUAAAUAACGUAAUGUAUUAAUGAGGUAAAUUAAAUAAUUGUUCAUUGAUAAA